This is a messenger RNA of Loa loa (African eye worm), 404 nucleotides long. RefSeq lists its product as hypothetical. NCBI's taxonomy places the organism in Eukaryota, Metazoa, Nematoda, Chromadorea, Rhabditida, Onchocercidae. The annotation marks the transcript as partial. The transcript is spliced from 3 exons. The record is from RefSeq and is a predicted model, not a curated record.
AUAUGGAAUUCGACAAUUAUCGCAUUAUACUAAUAUAUCCAAUUGGGUACCAAAUGCAUGGUACUUUGAAGAUCCUAAUAUAUGGUAGUAAUCCAGGAUGGUUCCUUAUGCGAUUUUGUUUGCUCUUACCAUUAAUUCUAUUUACCAUCCUGAUUUCUGGUCUUACAAUAUUUGGAUUUUCAUUUAACAAAAGCAAUGAACAUGAAAUUACACCAGAAAAUGUCGAAAAAUAUCCAUUUCAAUAUUUUUCUGAAAUUCAUGGAUUCUUUCGUACAACAAUCGCUUUAAUGGAUUAUUCAUCAGCAUUUACUGGCAUUUUAAUAUUUGCCUCAAGUCGAAUACAUUCCGGAAAUAUGCCAAUGAAUGCUUUGGCGCUUCUUACGGCGCAAUUGGUCAUGCAUUAA